Messenger RNA from Phanerochaete carnosa HHB-10118-sp, 1856 nucleotides. RefSeq lists its product as uncharacterized. NCBI's taxonomy places the organism in Eukaryota, Fungi, Basidiomycota, Agaricomycetes, Polyporales, Phanerochaetaceae. The annotation marks the transcript as partial. The record is from RefSeq and is a predicted model, not a curated record. The transcript is spliced from 3 exons.
AUGCAACAGCGAGGGUUCAAUGACCUUCCGAAUGAGUUGAUCCACGAAGUCUUCGAGUACGUGGACGUAGCACGGCCCAAAUACCCACCGAAGAACAGGGCGGAGGAUGUAUUUUAUAUUCUUGCACGCCUCAGUCGUCGCAUGAAACCAAUAGCGCUGAAUUUUGCAAGGCGGCAUCGAUACUUCAAGAACAUCGACGAGUUUGAAGACUUUCAGCAAGAGAUAGAUGCUUGGAGCUCCAGGAAUUAUGUUGAAGAAGUGGAAGAAUGUGAAAACUUCAAGGUGACAAUGACUAUCUGUAUUGGCCGUGUUCCAUACCUUUACGGCCUGUACACGUUCGAUCGCUACUACGACAAGUUCUUUUUCAGCUGGGACUGGUUCCAAUGGCCUAAUCUUGUCUCAUUCGAAUGUGUUGAUGCCGUGACAACUCCUGGAUACAACUUUGAGGCCCUUUCCGCGUCCUCUUCCGGGCUGCGAAACCUCGUCUUGCUCUGGCGAUGCAACCUGCUAUUCCCAGAAAUCGGCCCCUUCCCCAAACUGAAGACACUACGGCUGUUCAUGGUAGAUGUAGACAGGAACGGCACUCUUCGUCCGUCGCCACCUAUUGGGACCUAUGGCAGCCUUCGCACGCUGGCGAUCCACGAGCUAUACUCCUUCGAUGCCAUUGAACGCUGCUGUCGCGGACUCUCAUUUCCCAACCUGCGCGUCCUGAAGCUAACAUACGUCGAAGGUCAACCAUCAAUAAUUUACGACUUCGUCCAACGCCACUCUACACUCCUCGAAGUGAAUAUAUGCUUCUCAAAUACAUGGGACGAGGCUUCGCCGUUGCGACUCGAGGCUCUGCUCAAACUCAUCGACGGUACAGGCACAUGGGUUAGACCGAGCGAAGGCAGCGGACUCCCGGUGGACCAGCCUUCCCUCAAGGACGUGGACGCGCAGUCGCCUACUAGGCCCCCAUCCUGGAAGGAGUCGUAUGGUGUUUUCUAUGAAUUCGCAUUCUCCCGUCGCCCGUUGUCUCCAGAGGCAUCCCGCUGGCGGUCGUCCACCGGUUCUCCGCACGCAAGAUUCAAGUGCACUGCCUUUGCGGUCAACUGGAUUUGGCCCGGCGCUAAUGAGGCCGCACAUGCCCAACCUCGAACGGAGCAUGUACUCACGGAUCCCGUCGAGUUUGUUUGUAAUCCGCCACACUUCCAAGACCACUUCUGGAGCGAUGUACAGCAGCUUCGGCUCGCUUCGGAGUUGAUGAGGAAUCGAGAGAUAGACUACCACGGCAUAAUGCGUCUGAUUGCGGAAAGCCUUAGCCUCAAAUGGCCCAGGCUACGCUGUCUGGCGGUGUAUUGGCCCAAAGACGAGUGCCUUUGGCAUCUCCCCCAUUCUGACGAGCCGGAAGACUCCACCGCGUGUCGCAAGAACGCAACGCUGUUCCUUGAAAAGGUUUUCCCGCCUGCCUUCGAGUUUCUCGGAACUCGACCUAUAUACCCGCGCGAGGAGGAUCCUCGUCUUGAAGACGCAGUGAAAGAGGUUCUGCAGCUUCCGAAGGACGCCGAUCUGGACAAGGGCGAUCCUGAUUUGCUUCUCUCUGCCUGGAAAGCGAGGAAUUACGUUGUCGCAUCGGAAGGCAUACGGCUCUUGGCCUCCGCGCACAAACUGCUCGAAGAGGUCGAAUGGUAUGCGGCUCAGGAUUUAGAAUCUCGCGGCGUGCUCCGGUGGGUCUGGAAGAUCUUGCGGCAUCCGGAUGGGUCAGUGAAAGACGUCGUGGACGACCUGUCAUGGACAGGAUGUAAGAAAGGGAGCCCUCCGCCGCUAUUGGUGUUGGUAGGGCAGGAGCUGGAGUUCGCUUACCGGGAUGCUGAAGG